This is a messenger RNA of Cordyceps fumosorosea ARSEF 2679, 1041 nucleotides long. RefSeq lists its product as hypothetical. The record is from RefSeq and is a predicted model, not a curated record. Lineage: Eukaryota; Fungi; Ascomycota; Sordariomycetes; Hypocreales; Cordycipitaceae. The coding region runs from base 1 to 1041 and encodes 346 amino acids. The transcript is spliced from 2 exons.
AUGCACACCGUGACAAAGACCUCGGAGGGCUCUGCAGGCGAGACCACGCAACCGGAUCGUCUAGCGAAUAGAGCUCCUGGCUCCGUCAAGUCGACCAACCUCGGAUCGCUGGACCCGUCCUUCACGCCGGCCACGGCAUGCACGUCCUUGACCAUCGGGGUAAGUUUCGACGUUCAAGACGGUACAACCACCACCGUCGGCUUCAACUGGGGCCGUACAUGCAGCGACGGGUGGUUCCUAGCAGUCGACACCUCUUGCUACCCUCCUAGCUACGCGACAGCGUACGUGGACGUGAUCCGUCGCGGACGCGGCUCGGACACCUUUCCAGUCCACUCGCCUGCUUCUCGUUGCCCGGAGAGAUUCUCGUCCGCCUGCGGGUUUGGCGGCCCGAACGCUUCCGUGGACUCGACUCGCCGGGACUUUGACACCGUCAUGAGCAGCAUGAUUGCGGAAACGCAAACAGCAGUCGGCCGCUGCCCAAGCGGGUACUUGGUAUUCGCCGCAGCGCCUUGCUUGGUCCUCGUCCGAGACGUGCCCGCCACCGAAUCCGCGACGACGACGACGACAACGACGAUGACGACGACCGGCGCUCUCGCUUCCCCCCCGAGCACCGCGACCGGCACCAACAGCACGGCUGCCGCUCCCAGCAGCCGCGGCGGUCUUUCAACCGCUGCCGCAGGGGCCAUUGGUGCCGCCGUGCCCUUGGCUCUCAUGCUCGCAGCGCUGGUCGUGUUCGUCUUGCUUCGGAAACGAUCGCGCCGUUCUGCCGCUGCCGCUCAAUCCACACAGACUGGCGCCGACUUGUCGAGAAAAGAAUCUUCUGGGCCCAUUGGUGGCGACUGCGGUGGUGCCGUGGAGAUGGACGGCUCGGACCAGAAGUGGCCGGGCGAUACUGGCCGGGCGCUCACGGAUCCCGCUGCGGCCAUCGGUGUAGGUGCAAGCCUUGGUAGCGCAUCGGAGUUGCAUACUUCGAUCGCGCAGCCUCGCUCGCAUGAUGCUAUCGUCGAGUUGCCCGCCGAGGCCAAACGUGUAUGUGACUAG